UAAUCCAAUACUGAUUUUAUGUUGCGUCCAUUUGAGCGUCUGGUCAAAUCUCGACGUUCCCUUAGCGGCAUUGCCUUAUUAAGUAUCCCAUAAUGCACCACGUCGCUGUCAUGGCUGCUCACUGAUGACACUUGCAGCACAUGGGCAGAAAUCAAACACAUCACAGUGAGCACACGAACCCUUCACACCUCACAUUCACAGCCAGAGCAGGUCUUGAGCGACGUGACGCGUGUCUCAUUUCUCUGCUGAGGGUUGACGAGGAUGAAGAUGCUGCAGCUCGAGGCGGCGGUUCUGGGCGGACUGAGUCCGGAUUGGAAACAGAGUGGCUUCAGCACCGCAGAUGGAGGGCCGUUGCUGCAGUUGGUGUGUGAGGGAGAUUUCGAGGCCGUGCUCUUCAGCUCUGCGGUGCAGGGGCUGCUGGGAGGUGCUCCUGAAGAAGAUGACAGUAUUGAGGCCUAUCUGGAGAGACAGGUGCUGUCUUACCUGAGCAAUGCCACUGAAGACCAGAGGAGUGACAGAGAAACUGCUCUGUUGGUGUUGGCAGUGGGGUGUCUGAACCUCUUCGCUCGGAGUAAUUGGACCGGGCCGCCAGUUGAGCUCCACGUCUCUGAUUUUCUGCCUGAAGCUUUGCUCCAGAAAUUCUCACAGCCUGCAGCCCUGAACACGGCUGUGCUGUCCAGUCUUCAGCUGGAUGGAGAGUCUGUCUACAGUCUAGUCUCCAACCCCCUCCUGCUGCUGCUGACCAGAGUCAUAUUCGUCAACUGCGGCCCCAAACUGGAGACCCUUCAGCUGCUGCCCUGGUGGACACUGCGAUAUGUCAGUCUACAUCAGCAGAUACUAGAGGAGAGAUCCCCACAGCUCUUCAACCUCGUGCUCAGCUGCAUCGAGAAAGUGUAUAAAUGUGAGGAGCUCUUCACCAACAACACACACCGGAACCUGGCCAUUCAGUUCCACUUGGAGUGCAGUUAUACCUGCCUGACCUACUAUGAGUAUCGCAGGGCCAAAGAACACAUGCAAACAGCCCGCGAUCUGUCAGGAAUCGAUGUUAACAUGAUAGGUGCUUUAGGAAAGAGAACUCAUUUUCAGGAGAACUUUCUGGCUCAGCUCAUCUUAGAUGUGAAACGGAAGGACAGUUCACCUGUUCCCAAUUCAGAGAGUCCCUCCCUCACACCAACACCUAAAGAACUCUUACCAAAGGAUCAUCAGUUGAGUGAUGAUACAGUCCUGAACCAGAUUAACCUGGCAGAACCAUCUGAACAUGAACUUCCGGACCUCAGCGCUGAGGAACAGACCCUUAUACUGGCCACAUGCAUAGACUUUCAGAAGAAUAAUGCAGUUCACAAGCUAAAUGAGGAGGAGCUCCUGGCCUUCACGACGUGUUUGCUGUCUCAGCCAAAGUUCUGGGCAGUGGAAGUGACAUCACUGUGCCUGAGGACUAAGCUGGAGAGAGGAAGCUCACGGAGAGUUGAACGUGCCAUGAUGCAAACACAGACCUUGGUGGAUUUCUUUAGUGAGAGGAACUGUCCCGUCACUGAGAGACUCAAGAUGUUCUACACCUGUCGGGCACCUCCUCUUUGGGAUCUACAGAGGCAGUUGGCGAGUCUGUUGACUGAUUUGGGCCUGACAAGUUCUGCGCUGCUAAUCUACGAACGACUGGAACUCUGGGAGGAUGCAGUUGCCUGCCUGGAGAGGAUGGGACAGCACGGCAAGGCGGAGGAGAUUUUGAGACGUGAGCUGGAGAAAAAGGAGACGCCAUCACUUUACUGUCUGUUAGGCGAUGUGCUAAAAGAUCUGCAGUAUUAUGACCGAGCAUGGGAGCUUUCCAAACACCGCAGUGCACGCGCCCAAAGGUCCAAAGCUCUGCAUCACCUGCGCCACAAAGAAUUCCAGCAGUGCGUGGAAUGUUUCGAACACUCACUGCAAAUCAAUGCCAUGCAGUUGGGUGUGUGGUUCUCCCUGGGCUGUGCGUAUUUUGCACUGGAAGGCUACGAAGGGGCCGCCAAAGCUUUUCAGAGAUGCGUCGGACUGGAACCAGAUAAUUCAGAAGCAUGGAACAACCUCUCCACGGCCUACAUCAAACUGAGAAUGAACAGUGUUUUUCACUUUCUUUCUUUGGCUUUUUCACUUAUUUCUUAUUUCGCUGUGUGUAUAGACCUGGGCGAGUUCAGUGAGGCUAUCAGAGCCUACCAUCGGCUCAUGGACCUCAAGGACAAAUUCAAGGACGUGGAGGUGCUGGAAAUCCUGGUGCGUUCAGUAGUGGACAAUCUGACAGAUCACCGUGGCGAACAGGCCUCCAAUCUUAAAGCCAAAUUGCAGGAACUCUUUGGUCGAGUCUCUGCCCGCUGCAGCACAGAUGCCCAAAUAUGGAAGCAGUACGCUCGUCUCUAUGGCGAUGGCAAUAGCAACAAUGUAGAAGACAAUGAAAAGGCACUGCAGUUUCUGAGUAAAGCGCAUUGGUGUGAGACGCAGGCAGCUGGCUGGGAGAAAGACAUGGGCAACUUCAGAUCUGUGGUGAAAGGUGCCAGAGAUAUGGCUAAUGUCUCUAUCAGCUGUAGCAGGUCUAAGCGCAAUCCUCAAGAGGCUCUACAGUUGCUGUCUUCAGCUCGACUCAGUUUGAAGAGCCUGGUCACCAAAGCCAGACAACUGUACACUGAUGUUGCCACAGGUGAACUCCAUGAUGAGCUCAGAGGUGAUGUCACAGAGCUCGAGCAGCUCAUCACAGAGCUGCAGGACCUGAGUGCCCAGUUACGCAGCCAAUGAGAAGCCAUAGCACUGUUUUCUUCCUCCCUUUGAUUGGUUUAAACAGUGCAUCUUUAAAGUUAUGUUUUAAACUAACAAAACUUCCAUCAGGAAAUCCUCAGGACCUCUGUUGCUUGUUCAGUCAACAUGAAAAAACCUAAAAGAAAGACUUAGUGACUGAGUUAAAGAUGUUUGUCAUCAUGACCUGAUCCAGGGUCAGCUGUCUUUGCCCUAAUCGGAUCCUGUGAUCACACAAUGUGAUUUUAAGGUCGCUGAGGCUUAUGUUCAACAGUGCCUCAUUCCAAUAAAUAAUACACAGCCUCUUUCUUACAUAAUUAAUCUUUAUGCUUGUUUUUUUUUUAACUUGUGUGC
Messenger RNA from Sinocyclocheilus anshuiensis, 3111 nucleotides. Its product is annotated as tetratricopeptide repeat protein 27-like. NCBI's taxonomy places the organism in Eukaryota, Metazoa, Chordata, Actinopteri, Cypriniformes, Cyprinidae. Gene Ontology annotation, molecular function: protein binding. The record is from RefSeq and is a predicted model, not a curated record. The transcript has 22 exons. Bases 262 to 2760 code for a protein of 832 amino acids.